Messenger RNA from Centruroides sculpturatus (bark scorpion), 992 nucleotides. RefSeq lists its product as uncharacterized. NCBI's taxonomy places the organism in Eukaryota, Metazoa, Arthropoda, Arachnida, Scorpiones, Buthidae. The record is from RefSeq and is a predicted model, not a curated record. Bases 234 to 779 code for a protein of 181 amino acids. The transcript is spliced from 3 exons.
GUACACAUUUAAGAUGUUUAAUUUUAAAAAUAUGCUAUUUUUCAGAUGAGACAUUUCGAGAGAAAUACUGCGAAGUAUUCUUCUCAUCAAACAAUGUCGAAGGCACAGGUUCAACUAUUUCUGAAACUGUACCUGAUCAAAUUACUGUACCAAGGAAGUGUGGGAACAAGUUAGAUUCUGAAACUACAUGGACCACUUACUCUAUAAAAAAACUUAUAGAGCUUCGCAAAGAAAUGGAUCUGCAGUUCCAAAGUCCAAACUGCAAAAAAAUAAAAUUAUGGGGCCGUAUAAGUGAAAAUCUCAAAAAGGAAGGCAUCAAUAUAACAGCAGUAGAGGUGGAUAGGAAGUGGAGAAAUUUAAUGCUAACAUACAGGAGGAGGAAAGACCAGAUGAAACGAUCUGGAGGUGGGCAAGUUCCCUUUUGGGAAUUUCAGGACGAUCUAGAUGCUUUUCUUGCUUCAAAAGCAAGUGUUUCUCCUCCUCCUGAUACGUUAUUAUCAUCAUUAUCCUCAGCAACUGAGGAAAAUGUUGAGGAAAAUGUUGAAGAAAAUGAUGCCUCUACUUCAGACAAUCUCCUCGAGAAAGAACAAGCACCGCCUACCAAAAAAAGAAGAAAAGUCUGUUCCAAAGAUGAGCCUCCCAAAUGGCUUAAAGAAUAUAUCAAAAAACAAGAGGAGGUGGAUGAACAACGGUGGAAAAAACUGGAAGAAAUAGAACUACAAAAAUUGAACAUUCUAAAAAAUAUUUUAAAUAUUGUUCAAAAAAGUAAAAAAGAAUAAAUUUAAAUGUUUAUAAUCAAAUGUGCUUGUCUCCUAAAUUUUAAUUAAAAACUGGUUUUAUAUAUCGGACUCAAUUAUAAUGAUAAUCAUUUCAACUUUACAUAGGCAGGGUUAAUGUAAUUCUAGUUCUUUUGCUAAUUUCUCAACUAUUCUCUAAUCCCAUCAUAUCCUGACUAAAAACAAAUUUUCAGGAUAUUUUAGGUUUAUAUUCUC